AUGGCUAAACGAGGUAGAAAACAAAAAAAUCCAUUAUUAGAUGAUUCCGAAGAAGAAGAAUAUCAGGAUGAAACAGAAGAUGAAACAAUUGAAGAACAAGGAGAUGAAAAUGUACAACUAAAUGUUAAUGAAUCAGUACAAGACGAAAAAAUUCCACAACAAGAACAAGGUCAACCACAACAACAAUCAGAAGAAGGUUUACCUGAUGAUUUUGAAGAUCCACCAACUCCAUCAGAUAAAAAUAAUGAUGAUGAUUAUGACGAAGAUGAGGACGAAGAUGAGGAUAUUAAACCAAGGAAAAAACAAAGAGUCGGAAGGCGAAGAGGUGCUUCGAAAAAACAUAUUGAAGAUGAAGAUGACGAAUUUUUUGAUGAUGGAAAUGAAUCGGAUGAAGAUGAUUUAUUAUCAGAAGAGGAGAAAUUUAAUCAUCAGAAUUUUAUAGUUAUUGAUGAAGAAGAUGAUUAUGUUAAACCUAAGAAAAGAUUGAGAAGAGGUAGACCAAGAAGUGAAUCACUUGAGCCAAGAAGGUUUACAAGAUCAGGUAGAUCAUUAGAGGAAGAAUCACACGACGAUAGUAAUAGAGAAGAAGUUGAUUUACGUCAAGAAGUCGCUGAUUUAUAUGAUUCUUCACCAAUGAAUGAUAAUGUACAUAAACUACGUCAAAGAGCAAAAGUUGAUUAUACAAUACCACCACCGAUUACAAAUGAUUUGCAACUAGCUCAAGAAAGAGGUCAUACUCCUAUAGCUUCAAAAGGUAGAAGGGGUAGACCAGCUUUACAAAAAAGUGAUUUUAGAAAUAUUUUAUAUCCAACAGCUGGUCCAUUUGGUGGUUCCGAUGUUAUAUCAUUAUUUGGUAAAAAUAUUCCUCCUGGUGGUAUAUCAUUACCUGGCUUAACGAAUACAAAUAAUUUAACAGCUAUUGGUCAAAAUAUAAGUGAUUCGGAUACUUCAGAUGAUGAAAUACGUCCAGUAAAUGGUGAAGCAACAGUUUCCAAGAAGAAGCCUAGACUAUUAACUACUGGAGGUUCAAAUGAUGAUAAAAAGAAGAAAAACAAUCUUAGUGAUACUGAUCCAUUAGGUGUUGAUAUGAAUAUUGAUUUUUCAGUUGUUGGUGGUUUGGAUAAUUAUAUAAAUCAAUUAAAAGAAAUGGUUGCAUUACCUUUAUUAUACCCAGAAUUAUAUCAAAAUUUUGGAAUUACACCACCAAGAGGUGUUUUAUUUCAUGGUCCACCAGGUACAGGUAAAACAUUAAUGGCAAGAGCAUUAGCAGCUUCUUGUUCAUCAUCCGAUAGAAAAAUUACAUUUUUUAUGAGAAAAGGUGCUGAUUGUCUAAGUAAAUGGGUUGGUGAAGCUGAAAGACAAUUGAGAUUAUUAUUUGAAGAAGCUAAAAAUCAACAACCAGCAAUUAUAUUUUUUGAUGAAAUUGAUGGAUUAGCACCAGUUAGAUCUUCCAAACAAGAACAAAUCCAUGCAAGUAUUGUUUCUACAUUAUUAGCAUUAAUGGAUGGUAUGGAUAAUAGAGGUCAAAUUAUAGUUAUUGGUGCUACAAAUCGACCAGAUGCAAUAGAUCCAGCAUUAAGAAGACCAGGUAGAUUUGAUAGAGAAUUUUAUUUCCCAUUACCUGAUCUAUCUAGUAGAAAACAGAUUUUAAAGAUUCAUACUAGAAAGUGGACACCACAAUUACCAGAUAUAUUUUUAGAAAAAUUGGCUGAAUUAACUAAAGGUUAUGGAGGUGCUGAUUUGAGAGCAUUAUGUACUGAAGCUGCUUUAAAUAGUAUACAAAGAAAAUAUCCACAAAUUUAUUUAACAAAUGAUAAAUUACAAGUUAACCCAUCAAAGGUGAAAGUUAUUGCAAAAGAUUUUAUGAAAGCCAUUGAGAAAAUUGUUCCAUCGAGUGCUAGAUCAACAAGUUCAGGUUCAGCUCCAUUACCAGAACAUUUAAAACCCUUAUUGCAAAAAAGCUUUGAUGAAAUUGUAUAUAAAUUGAAUAAUUUACUACCAAAUUCAAUAGGUCAUAAAAAAUUAACAGCUUUAGAUGAAGCAAAAUAUUUAGAUCCUACAAUAAAUGAUGAAGAUAGUGGUUUUACAAAACAGCAAUUACUUAAAACAUUGGAAAAUUUAAGAAUUUGUCGUCCACAUUUAUUGAUUUCAGGUGAGGAAGGAAAUGGACAACAAUAUUUAAGUGCUGCAGUUUUAAAUCAUCUUGAAGGUUUUCAAGUACAAUCACUAGAUUUAGGCAAUAUGUUUGGAGAUACAACAAAAACACCAGAACUGAGUAUAGUUCAAGCUUUUAUAGAAGCAAGGAGAAACCAACCAUCUAUUAUUUUCCUUCCAAAUAUAGAUAUAUGGUUUCAAGUUUUACCUGAUCCUGCUAGAGCAACAUUAACUAGUUUACUUCGAGGUUUGAAAAGUAAUGAAAAAGUCUUAUUAUUAGGUAUUAGUGAAACUUCAUUGAAUGAAUUAUCAAAUGAUAUAAAAUUAAUAUUUGGUUUUGAAAGUACGAAUAAUAAUGUAAGCUUACAUAAACCAACUAAUUUAGAAAGACGACAAUAUUUUGCAACUUUAGAAUCUACAUUAUUAAUGAAACCUUUUGAAUUUAUCAAUGAUUUGGAAAACAGACCAAAAAGAAAAUUGAAGCAGUUGAAAGUUGUCAAAGCAGAAGAAGUAGUCAAGGAUAAUGAGAAGAAAAUAAAAGAACAAGAGUAUCAAGAUACUAAAUUAAAGAAUGUGUUAAAAAUAAAAUUAGCUGGAUUAAUGGAUUUAUUUAAAGUUAGAUACAAACGUUUUAAAAAACCAAUCAUUGAUGAAAAUUUCUUGCAUCAUUUAUUUGAUGCCACUAUUUUAGAGAAUCCAUUUAACAAUUAUCAAGUCUUAUACGAAAAAUCAACUGAUCCAAAACAUGAGAAUAUGAUUUUAGAAUUAUCAAGUGGUAAAUAUUAUUAUAAUAUGGAUCUAGAUACAAUUGAAGAAAGAUUAUGGAAUGGUUAUUACUCGGAACCAAAGCAAUUUUUAAAAGAUGUUAAAAUGAUUGUUAAAGAUAGUGUUACAUUUGGUGAUAGGGAGAGAUUAUUAAAAGCAAAUGAAAUGUUGACAAAUGCACAAUUUGGAAUUGAUGAUUUUUCAACACCUGAUUUUUUGAAAGCUUGUAAGGAAGUUAAAGAAAGAGAAACUGAAAAGCAAAAGAGACUAUUAAAAGAACAUGAAAAACUAGUUGAACAGUUGGAGAAACUAAAAGAAUCAGAGGCACAAGCAAUCGUUAUUGAAGAUGGUGAGAAUGAAAAUAAAGAACCACAAAAUAAUGUUGAAAAUGGAUCUACAGGAAAUGGUGAAAAUGAAAAAGGAACUGAUAAAACUGGAACCGAAUCUGAAAAUGUGCGUGAUCAUCAAGUUUUAACCGAAGUUGCACAAGAACAUGAUGUAUCAGAUACUACCAUAGUAACUGAAGAACCACAGUUAAAUGGUAAAAUUGAAUCAGAUUCGGAAUCCGAAGCAGAAGAAGAAUUAGAUAUAGAUCUCACUAAAGAAGUUAUAAUCGAUCCACAACAGUUAUCAUCAUUCAAUCAAAAUUUAAAUGAUAUCACUCAAGAUUUUAAUAUAGAAAAAUUAGAAUUUAUAAUGGCAAGAUUAAUGGAUAUCAUAUGGCAAGACAGAUCACAAUGGGAUAAAACAAAUACAUUAAGAAAACUAAAUAAUCAAAUUAAAUCAUUGGAAGUUGGAUAA
Molecule: messenger RNA, 3720 nt
Organism: Insectozyma verbasci
Lineage: Eukaryota; Fungi; Ascomycota; Pichiomycetes; Serinales; Debaryomycetaceae
Source: the annotation of a GenBank genome assembly